This is a messenger RNA of Laccaria bicolor S238N-H82, 846 nucleotides long. RefSeq lists its product as uncharacterized. The transcript has 7 exons. Gene Ontology annotation, molecular function: ATP binding; protein kinase activity. The coding region runs from base 1 to 846 and encodes 281 amino acids. The record is from RefSeq and is a predicted model, not a curated record. NCBI's taxonomy places the organism in Eukaryota, Fungi, Basidiomycota, Agaricomycetes, Agaricales, Hydnangiaceae. Gene Ontology annotation, biological process: protein phosphorylation.
AUGGCUGUUAUCGGCAUUGAUGUUCAGGAUGUGAAGCGUUUGGACGGGCGUAUAAAGAUCACCGCAAAAUAUCCUAUCGCUCAUGGUGGUUACUCGGACAUAUAUCCCGGAAUCUGGCGUGGUGGGUCAGCUUUCUUAGGUCCUGGAGUCUGGACUGGCAAUGCAACUUCUGGCCAAAAUGUUGCUGUGGGUACCGCUCACAUUUAUAUCGUUCUCCCUCCUAAUUCACGAACCCUGUCGUGCAUCAAGGUCGUCAUUAAAGUCAUGCGACAUGCAGACCGCGACUUGAAGGCGAAUGAUCCCAUAACUCGGUCGAAGUAUGCGAAGGCGAGUAUCGACGGGUCUCUCCCUCCCGAUUUGGAGAAGGAAUAUCGUGUUUGGGCACAUCUUCGCCAUCCAAAUGUGCUUCCUUUCUUCGGCCUGAUUGACGACCCAGCGAUCCCUUCCAUGGGUGUGGUAACACCGCGCUGCACUUUCGGCGAUUUGCGCUGCUUCUUCUCUGACCCGACGAGAGCAUCAUCUGCCAACAGACUCUCCAUCGUGAAAGGAAUUGCGAGAGGCCUUACUUACAUCCAUGGGAAAAGGGUGGUUCAUGGAGAUUUGACGAUGGAAAACGUCCUCAUCGAACUUAUCAAUGGCGUUUUCACCCCGCUUAUAUCUGAUUUUGGUCUAUCUCGGGUCCUCGAAACAGAAGCCGAAAAAAUUCUGUUGGCUGAGGAUGAAAAUCAAAGUAGGAAGGCCUUAACCCUCGGAGCCGACGUAUGGUGCUUUGACUCUAACGGGGAAAUCUCCAUUCUUUCAUUUGAUCGAGUUUCAGGCAGCACAGAUGGUGGCAUUGAGAAAUGA